AUAUUAUCUAUGAACAUCUAAUUAAUUCUCUAAAGAACAGAUCAAUCCAGUUUAAAUGUUCAAGAGGUCAACAUCACAAUGUUUUCUGUCAGCUUAAACGUCAGCGAGGCUGGAAAAGAGGAACUGUGCACGCCGGAUUCUCUGAUUGUUACCUACAUGGACGAUAAAAAUAUUAUGGAUGAAGCCCUGGAGAAGAUCGAUUUUGAAAAAUCUGUCGACAACUGCAAAUGCGGAGAACACAAAAUUUCGCUGAUUUUUAAGGAUUUUACACUUUACCAGAACUACACAUGCAUGAACUGUCCAAGAAAUGAUGAGCAACAGCACAAUGCGUCCAGCGUAACUAUAACAAUCUUUCUAAUUUUGGCCUUGCUCACUGCUCUCGGAGUCGGGGUGUAUUAUAAAAGGAGGAGAAAUCAGGCGCCGACCAACGCGGACAUGUCAAGUGCCGAAAUAUUUCCUCUAUCGGCCAUAAGUCAAGGCGACAGUGCGAGUAUCGAAAGACCAAUCAUGUCAAAUACGCAACAAAUAGAACAAUAUUUGCUCUCGGCCCUGGCUAACAACGUCCUAAUGGAGCAAUUAUUCGAUAAAUAUCCUCGCGGCCAGACUCAGUACUGGGAUUACGGCGUCAAACCGGAAAAUAAGAAAAAGAAUCGUUACGGUAAUUUGGCCGCGUACGACUCCUCCCGAGUGAAACUGGAGCUUCUGCCUGGAGAUGAAAACUCCGACUACAUCAACGCCAACUACAUCGAUGGAUUUGAACGCCCGAAGGCAUACAUCGCAACGCAAGGACCGAGAGUGAACACUCUUGACGACUUCUGGAGAAUGGUGUGGCAGGAGAAAGUUCCGUUAAUUGUGAUGGUGACAAAUCUACUGGAGGGUGGCAAGAACAAGUGUGAGAAAUACUGGCCCGACAACAACCAGGAAGUGACGCACGGCAGAAUCACUGUUCGCACCGUCGACAAGGAAGUAAACGCCGACUACGUCUCCAGGGUCCUUUCUGUUUCGUGCAACAAUUCAAACAGACUUGUUCAGCACUUGCAUUACACGGUGUGGCCUGACCACGGCGUGCCACUUUAUCCGCAGUCCAUGGCGGUUUUCGUCGAGAAAAUAGCAGAAAAAAAUUACGCACACCCCAUUUUGGUGCACUGCAGUGCUGGAGUUGGAAGGACUGGCACGGUGAUUUUGAUCGAUGCUUGUCUCCGAAUGAUUCGCACGCACGGCCGUCUUGAUGUUGAAAAUAUUUUCGCCACGAUGCGGUCCCAAAGAGCGAAUUUAGUCGAUAAUUUGAAACAAUUCGAGUUUGCCCACUUGGUGCUCUUGGAGUGCGUCGCCAACCCGAAUUUUGAGAUCAGCUGUGCCAAUUUUACUGUGGAAUACAAUAAAUUGACGUCAAAAAACAAUGAAAAGUUGAAGGAGAGCUAUGAAAAACUCUCGGAAAUCUGCGAGAGAGAUUUUCAGAGAACGGAAACACCGGCUAAAAAUGAAACGGACAAGUGCAGAUACCCCAACGUCAUUUCCACAUCAAACAGCAUCGUGCGUCUCUUCCCUUACCAGAAUGUGGUGACAAUGAGUUUCGUCAACGCCGUCACCGUCGACGGAUACAAGAAACCGAAACAAUUUAUCGCCACUCAAGUUCCAAUGAAAAACACGGUGGCGGACUUUUGGAGGAUGGUCGACCAGUUCAACGUCAGUGAAAUCGUCGUCCUAAACGAACCGCACAUUACAGAAGCUCAAUUUCUACCAACAAAUCAAUCCAGGCUUAUCUUUGGGGAAAUUGAGGUGUUUUUGGAUGACGUUCAAGAAUACCACUCCGUGAAGACUACGGAUGUCACACUCAAAAAAAAAGCGAAAUCCAAAAAAAUGAGCGUAAAAUGCGCCUCAUUCGGGUGGAUGCCGGGCGAUUUGUCUCCCCCUAACUUGGGACCGCUAAUCGAUCUGUGGGACAACUUGAAAAUCGCCGGUGAAAAAGAGUGCAUCGCUAUUGUCUGCCAUGAUGGAGUGACGGCCAGCGGGCUUUUCCUCGGCAUGGGUUUCGUGAUCGAAAAAAUCAAGUUGGAGCAAAAGGUGGACGUCGGACUGGCGGUGCGAACCCUGAAGAAGUCGAGGCCGGCCUUUGUUUCCUCCGAGAUCCAGUUCGGACUUCUCUAUGAAGCUGCCAAACACUACUUGUGCUCUUUUGACACCUAUGGAAACUUCAAAUGAGCGAAUUUAUCUUCCCACAACUUUAAUCACUAUAUAUCAAGUAAAAUUCUAGUUGAUCUUAAUUUAGGUAAAUAAUAAUAAAUUGCAUGAACAAUAAAAGUUACAAAUCCAGCUGAUAAAGGAGAAAAUUUUCAGCUGGUAAUAAAGCAAUAAUAUAUAAUUCAAGUAAAAUUUGAGGAAAAAUAAGGAAUUAAGAAAAUAAUUACUCAUGAAUAGUUUUAGUGCUAAAAAAUAAUGGAAGAUUAUGUCUUUGAGAAUAAUUUUUAUCUUAAGACCGCCUACUACAUGUGAGGGAGAGAAAAUUCUCCCUAAAAAUCGCUUCUCGCUUCUUAUCACAAUAUUAUUAGUGUUUAAUGGUCUCUUUGUGAGCCCAUGUGAAAAACAUUAAAUGCAACAUAAUACUAAAGGA
Cloeon dipterum is the source of this 2611-nucleotide messenger RNA. Its product is annotated as receptor-type tyrosine-protein phosphatase T-like. NCBI's taxonomy places the organism in Eukaryota, Metazoa, Arthropoda, Insecta, Ephemeroptera, Baetidae. Gene Ontology annotation, molecular function: protein tyrosine phosphatase activity. The transcript has 14 exons. Gene Ontology annotation, biological process: protein dephosphorylation. The coding region runs from base 79 to 2202 and encodes 707 amino acids. The record is from RefSeq and is a predicted model, not a curated record.